This is a messenger RNA of Diospyros lotus (date-plum), 2622 nucleotides long. RefSeq names its product delta-1-pyrroline-5-carboxylate synthase. Gene Ontology annotation, molecular function: ATP binding; glutamate-5-semialdehyde dehydrogenase (NADP+) activity; glutamate 5-kinase activity. Gene Ontology annotation, cellular component: cytoplasm. Lineage: Eukaryota; Viridiplantae; Streptophyta; Magnoliopsida; Ericales; Ebenaceae. Bases 107 to 2260 code for a protein of 717 amino acids. The transcript has 20 exons. The record is from RefSeq and is a predicted model, not a curated record.
AUAAAUCUCUGUAUCUAUUACGUGCGCUCAAAAUCAGCAAAAUAAACCCUACGGCAGAGUGGCCUUCCAAGUCGCCUCAUCCUCUCCGCAUCUCUCUCUUUCCGGCAUGGACGCGGCGGAUUCGACGCGGACGUUCGUCAACAGCGUCAAGCGUCUCGUCAUCAAGGUUGGAACUGCUGUUGUUUCUAGAGGUGAUGGAAGACUGGCACUUGGAAGGUUAGGAUCACUUUGUGAGCAGAUUCAGGAAUUGAACUCUGAAGGAUAUGAAGUUAUUUUGGUGUCAUCAGGAGCUGUCGGAAUUGGUCGCCAACGACUUAGAUACCGUAAAUUGAUCAAUAGCAGCUUUGCUGACCUCCAAAAACCACAAGUUGAUCUUGAUGGGAAAGCAUGCGCAGCUGUUGGACAAAAUGGUCUCAUGGCUCUCUAUGACACAUUGUUUAGUCAGCUGGAUGUGACAUCAGCUCAGCUGCUCGUAACUGAUAAUGAUUUUAGGGAUCCAGAAUUCAGGAAGCAGCUUACCGAAACUGUGAAAUCAUUGUUGGCUUCAAAGGUGGUCCCAGUAUUUAAUGAAAAUGAUGCUGUCAGCACCAGGAGAGCUCCAUAUGAGGACUCUUCUGGUAUAUUCUGGGACAAUGACAGUUUAGCAGCUCUAUUGGCUUUGGAGCUAAAGGCUGACCUUCUUAUCCUUUUGAGUGAUGUGGAGGGUCUUUAUAGUGGCCCUCCAAGUGAUCCACAUUCAAGGCUAAUCAAUACCUAUGUUAAGGAAAGGUAUGAAGGCCUGAUUACUUUUGGGGACAAAUCCAGGGUGGGAAGAGGGGGUAUGACUGCCAAAGUAAAAGCUGCUGUUUAUGCAUCUCAUGCUGGUAUACCCGUUGUUAUCACCAGUGGCAAUGGUUCUGACAAUAUCCUAAAAGUACUUAAAGGACAGUGUAUUGGUACUCUCUUCCAUCGAGAUGCACAUAAAUGGGUACCACAGGGAGAAGUUGGUGCUCGUGAAAUGGCGGUCGCAGCAAGAGAAAGUUCUAGACGACUACAGGCUAUGUCUCCACAAGAAAGGAGUAAAAUUUUGCUGGACGUAGCUAAUGUUCUGGAAGCAAAUGAGAAACUUAUCACAGUAGAAAAUGAAGCUGAUGUUGCUGCUGCACAGCAGGCUGGCUAUGAAAAAUCACUGGUAUCUCGGCUGGCCCUGAAGCCUGGGAAGAUAUCAAGUCUUGCAAAGUCAAUUCGUGUGCUUGCAAACAUGGAAGAGCCAAUUGGUCAAGUUUUGAGGAGAACUGAGAUUGCAGAUGGAUUCAUCUUAGAGAAGACGUCAUCUCCCUUGGGUGUUCUCCUGAUUAUUUUUGAGUCUCGGCCUGAGGCCCUAGUUCAGAUAGCUUCAUUAGCAAUCCGGUCUGGGAAUGGGUUACUCUUGAAAGGGGGAAAGGAGGCUAAAAGAUCUAAUGCCAUCUUGCACAAGGUUAUUACUUCCGCCAUCCCUGAUACCGUAGGUGAAAGGCUUAUUGGGCUUGUGACUUCUAGAGAGGAGAUUCCUGAUUUGCUCAAGCUUGAUGAUGUAAUAGAUCUUGUGAUUCCAAGAGGUAGCAAUAAACUGGUUUCUCAAAUCAAGGAAUCAACAAAAAUUCCUGUUCUGGGACAUGCGGAUGGAAUUUGCCAUGUAUAUGUUGAUAAGUAUGCUGAUAUGGACAUGGCAAAGAACAUUGUAUUGGAUGCAAAAACAGAUUAUCCAGCAGCUUGUAAUGCAAUGGAGACGCUUCUUGUUCACAAGGAUUUGAUGCAGAAUGGCAGCCUUAAUGAGCUCAUGGUAGAACUUCAAAUCAAAGGUGUAUCUAUUUAUGGUGGACCAAGGGCAAGCUCCAUACUGAAAAUUCCAGAGGCACACACAUUUCAUCAUGAAUAUAAUUCACUUGCUUGCACUGUUGAAAUUGUGGAUGAUGUAUAUGCCGCUAUUGAUCAUAUACAUCAUUAUGGAAGUGCACACACUGAUAGCAUUGUUACAGAAGAUCGCAAAGUUGCAGAGAUCUUCCUAAGUCAAGUUGACAGUGCCGCUGUAUUUCACAAUGCAAGCACGAGGUUUAGUGACGGAGCUCGUUUUGGAUUGGGUGCAGAAGUUGGCAUAAGUACAAGUAGGAUACAUGCUCGUGGUCCUGUAGGAGUGGAAGGAUUGCUAACAACACGAUGGAUUGCUAGAGGUAGCGGGCAGGUGGUGGAUGGUGAUAAAGGGGUUGUCUAUACUCACAAAACCCUUAGCCUACAUGCUUGAGUUCAUUUAGAUGCUUUCACACAUUAUAACAACCAUUGGAGCUUUCUCCAUUACAAUCCGCUCCUCUCAGGCCAGAUGAAGUGAACGGAUGUGGCUAUAGCAGUGGCGGAAUACCCUUUCCUGAUGCGAGGAAGACGCAGUUGCAGCAGUCCGCUGGAAUAUCCUCCUUUCCUGUUGCACCUCUACAUAUGUUGUACCAUUAUGUGCAAUGGACUCUUUUUAUUUAUUAGGUUCUCUCUCUCUCUCUCUCUUCAACUUAUUGGCAGAUGAUCUACAUGAAUCCAUAAGAUUAUCAGGAAUUGGGUUUUGGAGUUACAUUCUUAUGCUUGCUAAUUGAAAUAAAACAUGUUUAGCGAUUUUAA